Lasiosphaeria miniovina is the source of this 1662-nucleotide messenger RNA. RefSeq lists its product as uncharacterized. The record is from RefSeq and is a predicted model, not a curated record. The transcript has a single exon. NCBI's taxonomy places the organism in Eukaryota, Fungi, Ascomycota, Sordariomycetes, Sordariales, Lasiosphaeriaceae. Bases 1 to 1662 code for a protein of 553 amino acids.
AUGCCCUAUGGCUACCCGGCUGGCCAGUUUGGCCCUCAAGGACAGCAGCCGCCGCAGUGGCCACAGAAUGGUGCCACUGGUCCUGGCGGUCCAAUACCUGGUCAGCAAAUGAUGUACCAGCGACCUGACCCGGCCAUCGAGCCUGCUUCAGCUACACAGACUUCCCACUCGGGCAGCCUACAUGCACCCAGCCCAGCCCCGCAGGCUCAGGCACAGUCUCAGACACAACCGCCAGUCCAAGCUGCCCCCCCCUCUCUAACAUCGGCUUUUUCACCCCAGCAAGCGCAAGCGCCCCCGCGGCAACAGCCGGCAAACGAACAGGUCUUCGUCCGGGCGCCUUCUUCGGCUGAUCGGCUGCCUCAGCAGGCGCAACCUCCUCUGGCACCGACCAACUUCGGAGCCUCAGAGAAUCUGCCCAAGUCUUCUGGCCCAGCGCUCACCCUCCAGGCAACCCAGGGCGCAUACUCAGUGUCACGAUCCCCAGGUCACAGCGCGCAGUCCAGCGUGUCGGGCUCCCGGCCAGAACCCGCCCGGCUCACCACGACGUUAAGCCAGGACAGGAAUAUCUCGCCAACACCUCAGCUCCGGUAUCCAGGACAGCCACCUGCCGAUUUUGGUUCGGCGCGCAAUCCGGCAAUCUCAAACCCGCCGAGCCCGUCGCAGACCCGGGGACUAGGCCCAGGACAACAACAAGGCCAGCUACAGAGCAACCUAGGCCUAGUUCCUCAACGCCAGCCGAGCGCCGUCAGCCAAAUCUCAACACAGCCCGGUGGAGCCUCGCCGCCUCAGGGCUCAGAGGUCGUCGCCUCACCCAUCUCGCACGCCAGCCUCACCGGGCAGUCUCCCAUCACGGCCCCAAGCCCGCACGUGACGCCCGAGAGAACCGUCAGCCCCGAGCCCCCGGCCCAACAGCAAGCCGGCCCCAAGCCCAGCAUUCUUGUUCAAGACUACCGAAGGGCCGUAAGCCCGGAGCCGCCGUCCCAGCUGCUCGCCCCUCCCAACUCGGGCCUAGAGCAACGACUGCUCCAGCGCGUCGACGAGGACAACAUCUACGACGCCACCCCGCGCCACUCGGUCCAGCCUCCUCUUCCCCUGCAGCAGUUACGCCGCGACGAUAUCCCCAGCCAGAUCAACAGUUUCGGCCGCAGAGCCCCGCCCGGCAGCACUGCCGAGCCCAAGACGGCCGGUCUGUCCCACGACGUGGUCGGGGCCAGGUCUAGCAGGGAGACAAACAACCACAAGCCGAGCGAGAACAUAAUUAUCUCAGCGGCCGACGACGCGGCCGCGCGGCCGCCCAUCUCGCCGGCAUCGUCGGGUCCGCAAGAUAACGACCGGGAGACGGCUUUUGCCCGCGGCGGCGAGAACGGCAUCAUCAUGCCAUCAUCGUCGUCUCGGGAGGCUGAACAACAACAACAGCAGCAGCAGCAGCAGCCCCCGCAGAAAUCAACGCUCGUCGACUUUGUCGAAGAGGCCAAGCGCAAGGCCCUCCUCCGCGAGCAGGAGGAGAAGAUCCCCGUCUUCCCCACCGAGCCCGACAUGGACUUCGCCGCCGCCGCCGCUGCCAAGAAGAAGGAGCAGGAGGAGCUGCCGCAGAUGACGGCCACGAGCUAUCCCGGGCAGGAGUGGAACCCUUACGGGGACGGGCUCGAGGAGUGGGAAUAG